AUGGAGGAAGUGAUGAAGUUCCGGCUGGUGGAGAAGAAGACCUUUCUGGAGUUUGUCCCCAGCGAAGGCGAAGCGUUGAGACGCUCUUUGAGUUUGCCAGUGUUGUUCAGCUUAGAGGCAAGCGAAGGUGGCGAAGAUCUUGUGGAAGCCCCGAUCAACAAUCCAGCCCCGAAGCUUGUAGGUGUGACGGUGCAUGAGCAUGACGUCCAGUGUACAGAAUCAGAUUCUUCACCAGGCACAGCAUCCACGUUGAGGCAUCGUACAGCUGGGCGAUUGGCAUCCACACGUUGUGGUAGCAAUGCGAGUCUGUUGACAUCUCUGGCAGACUCAACACGCAGAGGCAGCUCAUGGUUUCUUGAAGAGGACUCAGACUCUGACGGUGUGCCAGAGCCAGGAAACAAGCUUGGCUCCAGCUCGCCAACCCAUUCCACUGUCAGUGGCUCAAGCUCAACCAGCGCGGGCACCCUUCAACCGACCCAGUCCGUAGGAUCUGCUUUGCACGAGGCCAAGCUUUGCAAGCCCUGUGCCUGGUACUGGCGACCUGGCAGUUGCACAAGGGGCACAGAUUGCCUUCACUGUCACCUUUGCGCUGAUGGAGAACUGUCAAAGCGGAGGUUUCAGAAUCGCAAGCUGGCCAAGCUGCGCAAGAGGCAGAGUAAGGCAGAGGCUCGUGCCAAGAAUAUCUAG
Messenger RNA from Symbiodinium pilosum, 687 nucleotides. Lineage: Eukaryota; Dinophyceae; Suessiales; Symbiodiniaceae. The record is from the annotation of a GenBank genome assembly.